Messenger RNA from Penicillium olsonii, 1335 nucleotides. The record is from the annotation of a GenBank genome assembly. Lineage: Eukaryota; Fungi; Ascomycota; Eurotiomycetes; Eurotiales; Aspergillaceae.
AUGUCUGAACGAGAGCAAAGCGUGACUGUGUCGUCACCUCGCCUGCGUGUCUUUCAUGAACUAAGAUACCGAAUUUUUAUGGUGUAUCGCAGACUGUUCUCUCUGGUCUGGCUUACGAACAUCGCAAUCCUGAUUGUCGUCUUAUCUAUUCCUUCCACCGACCGGAAAUGGCUAACUACCAUUGCACUUAUCAAUUUGUCAAUCGCAAUCCUCAUUCGCCAAGACUUCGUUAUUAAUCUUAUAUACACAACCUGCUGUUCUAUUCCUCUAUCCUGGCCACUGGCAGUCAGACGUCGAAUGGCUCAAGUGUAUCAUCUAGGAGGAAUUCAUUCAGGUUGUGCAACAGCAGCUGUGCUCUGGUUUGCAGGCUCUUUUGGCUACAGCUUGGGCGUCAAGCUGUCUGACCCCCGGCAAUAUCACAUUUCAAGUGCAACAAUAUGUCUUUCGGCAAUUGUGCUGUUCAUGCUUCUAGCAAUGACAGUUUCUGCCCACCCGAUGAUACGGAAGAAAUAUCAUAAUGCAUUUGAGGCAAUCCACCGCUUGCUCGGCUGGACCUUACUGGUUCUUGUGUGGGUCCAGGUGAUGCUUUCUUUGGAAGACCACAAGGCUUCCCAGCAAUCGCUAGGAUAUACUGCUGUUCGCUCUCCGGAUAUGUGGCUUCUCAUUAUAAUCACAACAAGCAUCGCUACCUCAUGGGUAUUUCUGAAACGAGUACCCGUGGAAACCGAAGUUCUCUCCCAACACGCAAUUCGAUUGCAUUUUCAAUAUACAAAUGCUGUUCGUGGAGGCUUUCUCAGGGUAUCCGAACGGCCCUUGCUAGAAUGGCAUUCUUUCGCUACGAUACCAGUUACGAACAACGAUGAGAAGUGCGUGAAAGGCUGCUCGGUGAUAGUAUCACGGGCAGGCGACUGGACCAGUCGCCAAAUUAGCAAGCCCCCUACAAGGCUUUGGGUUCGAGGAGUUCCUACUAUGGGUGUAAUGCGCGUCGCUUCAUUGUUCCGAAGCGUGGUUUUGAUCGGAACAGGAUCGGGAAUCGGUCCACUCCUAGGCCAUAUACCCUCUUGCCGACUACGGCUAAUCUGGUCGACACCACACCCAGAACAGACGUUCGGUAAUGGGAUCGUAGAAUCUGUCUAUGAAGCAGAUCCUGAUGCAUUGAUCUGGGAUACAAGAAAAAAUGGCCGGCCAAAUUUGGUCGAGCUUGCUUGUGAAGAGAUAGAGAAAAUUGAGGCGGAAGCUGUGGUGAUUAUCUCGAAUGAAACUGUGACGCGGCUAGUGGUUGGAGAGCUGGAGAGAAAAGGUGUUCAUGCCUUUGGGGCCGUAUGGGAUAGCUAA